UGCACCGGCGCGCCCGGAGCCGAGCCCUCCGUGAGGGGGCGGGUGGGGAGUCCCCGGGGUGGGGGUGCAACGCGGCCCGGCCGCACCGGGAGCUCCCGGUGGGCUCCCGGUAACCCCCGGUAACCCUCCGGUAAAGCCCGGUAAAGCCCCGUCCGCAGCCGGCCAUGGCGGGACGGGGCCCCGUGCACAGCCUGAGCAGCCUGCAGAAAACCGCCCUGCUGCUGGGCGUCCCAGCCGCCGCCACCGUGCUCUACAUCCUGUACCGGCGCUACCGGGAGAGCCGAGAGGCGCAGGUGACACUGGUGGCAGACGAGGGGCUGGAGGUGACGCUCAGGGUGCCCCGCACGGCCCUGAAAGUGCUGAUCGGCCGCCGGGGGGCCACCAUCAACCAGCUGAGGCAGGAGACGGGAGCGCAGAUCGAGGUGGAGGAGGAGGAGGAGGAGGAGGAAGGGCAGUCGCUGGUGCAGAUCUCGGGCUCGCCGGGCCAGGUGUGCCGGGCCAGGGCGGCCGUGCUGCGCAUCGUGGCCGACAGCGCCCCCGUGGCCGAGCAGCUGCGCGUGCCCCAGCGGGCCGUGGGCAGGAUCAUCGGCCGCGGCGGGGAGACCGUGCGGGCCAUCUGCCGCAGCUCCGGCGCUCGCGUGGAGUGCGGCGCCCACGACCCCGACGGCAGCCUGGCCCCGCUGCGCAUCAUCCGCCUGCUGGGCACCCGCGCCGAGGUGGAGGCGGCCAAGAAGCUGAUCAUGGAGAAGCUGUCGGAGGACAAGGCGUUCCGCCGGGAGCUGGCGCAGGCGGCGGCGGCGCGGUGCCCGCGGAAGCAGCCCCUGGGCAGCCGCCGGGAGCCGCCGGUGCCGCCCGCCGGUGGCGGUGCCCCCGGGAGCGCCGGCGGGGGAUGGCAGGAGUGCUGGGAUGCGGAGUGGGCACCGGCGGGCGGCACCGGAGCGGCGGUGGGGAGCGACAGCGUGGAGCAGGAGGCGGAGAUGGGGAGCGAGGAGCGCCGGGACGCGGGAAUGGUGGAGCCCCGGGGUGCCGGAGAGGAGCCCCGGGAGCUCCGGGAUAGCGGGGAGGAGCCGCCCGUGGCCAAGUUCGAGGGUGAGAGCGGAGCUGGGGCGGUUCCCGGUGGGGAUUUUGGGAUUUCAGUGGAUCUGGGGUGGGUUUCAGUGGAUUUCAGUGGAUUUGGGGUAGAUUUCACGGAUUUCAGUGGAUUUGGGGUAGAUUUCAGUGGAUUUCCGUGCUCUGGGGCUGCCCCAGUGCCCAGCCCAGAUUUCAGUUUCCCUGCUGACGAGCACCUGGACGUUUACGUGUCGGCGGCCGAGAGCCCCGGGCACUUCUGGAUCCAACUGCUGGGCACGCGGAGCCUGCAGCUGGACAAACUGACGGCUGAGAUGGGGCUCUUCUACCAGAGCAGCCCCCCCGUGCCGCCCCCGUCCGUGCAGCCCGGUGCCAUCGUGGCGGCGCCGUACCUGGACGAUGGCGAGUGGUACCGGGCGCGGGUGUUGGGGACACUGGACAACGGCCACCUGGACCUGUACUACGUGGACUUUGGGGACAACGGGCAGGCGCCCCCCGAGGCCCUGCGCGCCCUCAGGAGCGACUUCCUGAGCCUGCCCUUCCAGGCCAUCGAGUGCAGCCUGGCCGGGAUUGUCCCCAGCGGUGGCUCGUGGCCCGAGGCCGCCCUGCAGGAGUUCGAUCGCCUCACGGGCUGUGCCCAGUGGGCCCCGCUGGUGGCUCGGAUCUGCAGCUACGGCCCCGCGGGGCCCUGCCUGCGCCUCUACAGCCGCUGCCAGGGACAGAGCCUGGACGUGGGAGCGGAGCUGGUGCGUUUGGGCUACGCCGUGCCCGGGCCGCCCGAGGAGCCCCCGGACAAUCUCGGCUGCGUCCCCACCCCGAGCCCGGUGGAGCCCGGGGACAGCCCCGGCACCGCGUCCUGCCUCAGCGUGCCCGGUGAGCCCGGCGUGUCCCGGUGACACCGUGCCCGGUGUGCCCCCGGAACGGUGUCGGGACCCCGCUGACCCCUCCCCGCUCCCGCAGCCGCCGCUGCCGUGCCCGGGGACGCCGUCACGGUGACCUGAAGCUGCCCGGUGCCACCGGGAGCCGCUCCCGGUGCCGCCAUCCCGGUAACCGGAGCCGCUCCCGGUGCCACCACCGAGUGCGGUGCCCUCUCCGGAGCCCUCCGGGAGGCCACACCGACAAAUCGCGGGGAUCUCCGCUUGUGCCUCUUGUCGGGACGCGACACACCGGGGCCGAGGGCCGGCGGUGCCCCUUCCGUUACCGGGAGUUCCCGGUUCCCUCGCAUUGUUUUGCUGUUCCGUUGCACUAAUUGUGGUUCUGAGUUAAUAAAGUUGAAGGUUUCUCA
Molecule: messenger RNA, 2353 nt
Organism: Melospiza georgiana
Lineage: Eukaryota; Metazoa; Chordata; Aves; Passeriformes; Passerellidae
Gene: TDRKH
Product: tudor and KH domain containing
Exons: 12
Coding region: 165-1964 (599 amino acids)
Biological process (GO): spermatogenesis
Molecular function (GO): RNA binding
Source: RefSeq, a predicted model, not a curated record